AUGUUAUUAUGUUAUGAAAAGGCGUACCACAUCUGCCACGACGGCCGCGAGGGCCACCAGGGGGCCGCGCUGCUGUGCACCAACGGAACACUCUUCAACCAGGAGAAGUUCACCUGCGACUGGUGGUACAAUGUGGACUGCUCGCAGGCUAUUCACCACUAUAGAUUGAACGCUGAUCCGCUCAAGAACCCAUACGUGCCUAAGCCCAAGCAAGAAGAAAACGUGCCUUACUACGGGCACCACCACGCCUAAGGCUUUCAAAUUCCUAAUUGUGUCUGAUAAGUUAAUUUACCAACGAUUAAACAACCCAAUAGAGAAAGCAUUUUUUGUAAAAGAAAUUAAAGUUUCAAAUAUUUAAGGCUGGGUUGCACUAUCUUUAACUUCUUAUCUUUAACAAACUAUCAUCUUUAACUGUAACAAACGUCAAGAGUCUGUCAAACUCCAUACAAAAAUAUAAAAUAGUUACGGUUUAAGGUACUGCAACUCAGCCUAAAUGAAAAAUCUAUAGUGAAGUGAAAAUUGUAUCAUGAUAGUUUACUACAUUUAAUUUUCUGAGUUUUGUUUAAUAUGUUAUGGCAAAAGCUUUAAAACUAAUACGAUAUUUGAGAUAGGUAUGUGUUUCUAACUACUGGGUUUGGUAAAAUAACUUAUUAGAUGGAAUUUACAAAAUAGUUGUAGUUUGUUCAGAGUUACCACAAUUUGAAGCUUCGGUGUUCUUAAAUUGAUUUAAUAUUUAUUGGUUAAUUAAUUAGUAUUUAUAUCUGAAAAUUUCCAGAAAUUUAUGUAAAGCGGCUACAUACGUGAAUAGUAUGGGUCCAAGCUUGACGAAAUGUAUGAAAAAAUUAAUGAUGAUUUGGUGAUAUUGAGGGAAGUUUACUAACGCUAUCAGAGAGUCGAAGUCAAAAUACGACCGAUCAACAAAACCGUUUCUUUUGUUUGGAAUUUUGUUUUUUUUUUCAUGUUAAACAAAAAUGUUACCACUAAAUUUUUUUUAUUCCUUUAAAUUACUUAAUACAUUUUAUACAUCAUUUUCAUAAAGCUUAUUCACUAUUAUUAUUUGUUGCAGAUAGAAAUUAUUAUGCAUAAUUAUUAUAUGGUUUUAUUAUACUUAUUUAUCAACUUUUGUCCAAUGGAGCCAUAGUUACCAUAGUAGGUAUACUUUAGACAAUAUUCUAAAACUUAUCUUCACGAAGAAGGUACUCAAAGAUGAAGGGUA
Molecule: messenger RNA, 1216 nt
Organism: Ostrinia furnacalis (Asian corn borer)
Lineage: Eukaryota; Metazoa; Arthropoda; Insecta; Lepidoptera; Crambidae
Exons: 3
Coding region: 1-252 (83 amino acids)
Cellular component (GO): extracellular region
Molecular function (GO): chitin binding
Source: RefSeq, a predicted model, not a curated record